AUGGGUGAUCACCCCCGCCGCAAACAGGGCCGUCAAUACCCAUGCCGCCGCUGGCGGUUUGGGCCGUGGUCCCCGCUCCAUCCCCUCCCCAGUCCCUCUCACAGAGAGACAGAGAGGCAGAGACGAGAGAGACGAGAGAGACGAGAGAGACGAGAGAUAGACGAGAGAGAGACGAGAGUGUGUGUGUGUGUAACGCCAGAAAAUAAAAAUCCGAAAAAGAGAGAGAGAGAGAGAGAGAGAGAGAGAGAGAGAGAGAGAGAGAGAGAGAGAGAGAGAGAGAGACACACACACACACACACACACACACACACACACACACACACACACACACACAAAGGAGCCGUUGCAAGUUCUCUAAGUCACACGGGUUCUUUUUUUCUCUCUGAGUGGCGUGUCAGGCUGCGUGUGCACCCGUGCACGAUGGACUCGGAGGAGUCUGACCGCUACGACUCUGAUGCCAUUGGUUCGGAAGAGGAAGCCGAAGCGUUUAGUGCACUGCACCAUGCCCCCUCGGCCCCCAACAGCCCGGCCACCCCGGCCUUUUCCCGGCCCCGCAGUGCGCCAGCCAGCCUAAGAAACGCAGCCUCCCCUUUCAUGGGCUCCCUCGUAUUGCCCAAUGCUGAAUUGGAUGGCGGCGAGCUGAUGGGCGGAGCCCACCUACUGACCCCAGACAAUGACGAUCCUGCACACCCGCCCUGGUCCUCUGAUGAGGCACCGACCUCAAAACACAACGUCCUCGAGCAAGAAGACGACAACGAAGAUGCCCACAUUUUUACCUCCAACGUCAAACCCUCUCGAUAUUACGGAGCCAAGAGCAUGGACAGCGUGCGCUGUUACGCUUGCCAGGCCACGGGCCAUCUUGUUCGCGAUUGCCCCAAGAAGCUCGAUAGCAUGGGUUGUCGCCAGUGUGGUUACUACGACCAUCUGCGUGCCGAUUGUCCCCAAAUUCUCUGCAACCGCUGCUUGCUCGUGGGCCACACACAAAAAAAUUGCCACGUUCGGCUAGAGCGUAGCAUCCGUGAAACUUGUGACCGCUGCCACACCCCUGGACAUACCGUUGUUGUCUGCUCCGAUCUCUGGCGCCAGUACGCCAAUGUCACGUCCGACGAGGUGGCGCCCCGGGCACAGCGUCCUCAGUUUAGAGACGGCGAGUCUUAUUGUUGCAAUUGUGGCCGCACCGGCCAUUGGCAUCACGAAUGUCCCAAGCACCGCUACCUUCACGAUUGGCCCAUGUCCCCGAUUGUUGUCAACUUUGAUCGCCUCCCCAGUAACCCCGGAUCCGGCUCAGGCUAUGCCCGUGACCCCAAUCGUCACAGCAAGCCUAAAAAGCGACUGGCCCAUGACAGUGAGCGCGAGGAACCGCACAGUCACAAGAGAGCCAAGCGUCAGACUGAUGCGGCACCAUUUCAGUCCGGACACGAGACACAGACCGUGCGCAACAGCACCAAAGAGCACAAAAAGUCACGCCAUCAUGACAAACCCGACAAGAAGCACAAGCACAUCAAAUCCGAUAAGCCGCACAAGUCGCACAAAUCUGACAAGACUGCCAAGACCCCCAAGGCCGAGAAAUCAAGCAAACCAGGCAAACCCGACAAGAAAUCAAGCAAACCAGGCAAACCCGACAAGAAAUCAAGCAAACCAAGCAAACCCGACAAGAAACCUGGCAAACCGAGUAAACCUGAGAAGAAACCUGGCAAACCGAACAACAGGUCGAAGCACGACUCGCCAAAGACCAAGGCUUCUGCCUCAGCCCCGGCAUCUCGCAAGCCAUCGCCGAAACGCAAUGGCGAUUCGAACAAAGCUAAAUUCCAUGCCAAGCCCAAGAAAGGCUUCAAGCACGACAAGUCUAAAGCCAGGAAGAAAAACGGCGGCAAGGCCCAUCUUGGCGGUGGUGGUUUUAGCAAGGCUCAGUGA
Molecule: messenger RNA, 1914 nt
Organism: Monosiga brevicollis MX1
Lineage: Eukaryota; Choanoflagellata; Craspedida; Salpingoecidae
Exons: 10
Coding region: 1-1914 (637 amino acids)
Molecular function (GO): nucleic acid binding; zinc ion binding
Source: RefSeq, a predicted model, not a curated record